ACCGGGCCUUGGUCGCUUUCAAUUGGGAUUACGAGAAGGCAGCGUAUUUCAAUUAAGCAUAUAAUUUUUUUUCCGUCGGAACGGUCGCCCAUCCAGACUCCGGUUCUGUCUCCUUGCUUCUCCUUUCCCUCAACCAACAAAAUCUCGAGCCAUGUCGCGCUAUCUCCGACCAGCGGCCAGGCUCGCCGCGACCGCGCGCGCCUCCGCCAUCCGCCCUGCCGCUCCCACCUUCUUCCUUUCCAGAGCCGCCGCUGUGCCCAGUUUACAAAAACGGACAUAUGCCGAAGCCUCCGGCGUCAAGGAGUACACAGUUCGCGAGGCCCUGAACGAGGCCCUCGCCGAGGAGCUCGAGAGCAACCCCAAGGUGUUUAUCUUGGGCGAGGAGGUUGCCCAGUACAAUGGCGCAUACAAGGUCACCAAGGGUCUACUAGAUCGCUUCGGUGAGAAGCGUGUCAUCGACACACCCAUCACCGAGGCCGGCUUCUGUGGUUUGGCGGUCGGUGCCGCGCUUAGCGGGCUGCAGCCUGUGUGCGAGUUCAUGACCUUCAACUUCGCCAUGCAGGCCAUCGACCACGUUGUCAACUCCGCCGCCAAGACCCUCUACAUGUCCGGCGGUAUCCAGCCCUGCAACAUCACCUUCCGCGGCCCCAACGGCUUUGCUGCCGGUGUCGCCGCCCAGCACUCGCAAGACUACUCGGCCUGGUACGGCAGCAUUCCCGGCCUCAAGGUUGUCUCACCCUGGUCGGCCGAGGACGCCAAGGGUCUGCUUAAGGCCGCCAUUCGCGACCCCAACCCGGUUGUCGUGCUCGAGAACGAGCUUCUGUACGGCCAGGCGUUCCCCAUGUCGGAGGCCGCGCAGAAGGACGACUUCGUGCUUCCCUUUGGCAAGGCCAAGAUUGAACGCGUCGGCAAGGACCUGACCAUCGUGUCGCUCUCGCGCUGCGUUGGCCAGUCGCUUGUGGCCGCUGAGAACCUCAAGAAGAAGUACGGUGUCGAGGUUGAGGUCAUCAACCUGCGCAGCAUCAAGCCCCUCGACGUCGAGAGCAUCGUCAAGUCAGUCAAGAAGACGCACCGCCUGAUGUCCGUCGAGUCCGGCUUCCCCGCCUUCGGCGUCGGCGCCGAGAUCCUCGCUCUCACCAUGGAGUACGCCUUUGACUACCUUGACGCCCCCGCCCAGCGUGUCACGGGUGCCGACGUCCCGACCCCGUACGCCCAGAAGCUCGAGGAGAUGAGCUUCCCCACCGAAGCGCUCAUUGAGGAAUACGCCGCCAAGUUGCUCCGUCUCUGAGCGGGGGCGUGUCUUCGAACUGGCGAGAGACGGGAAUGAUUUCAGCCAAUGAUGGAACUGGCAUAGCAAGCGAAGAGGCCGAAAGGUGCAGGGGAAGUCAACCUUAUGACCCCACCACAUCUUUUUCUCUUUUACGCCUGCCACAAUUGUCUUUAGCGGGAUAUGGAAGGAGGUUGGUAAUGGUCUAAUAGACAUGUUGUUGGGAUUUCCAUGUACUUCUACGCGUUUCGUUCGGAGGCUUGCCUUUAACAUUCGAACAGCGAUAACAAGUAACGGCGGCUGACAUCU
Thermothelomyces thermophilus ATCC 42464 is the source of this 1576-nucleotide messenger RNA. RefSeq lists its product as uncharacterized. Gene Ontology annotation, biological process: pyruvate decarboxylation to acetyl-CoA. The record is from RefSeq and is a predicted model, not a curated record. Lineage: Eukaryota; Fungi; Ascomycota; Sordariomycetes; Sordariales; Chaetomiaceae. The coding region runs from base 152 to 1288 and encodes 378 amino acids. Gene Ontology annotation, molecular function: pyruvate dehydrogenase (acetyl-transferring) activity. The transcript has 2 exons.